Magallana angulata is the source of this 1479-nucleotide messenger RNA. Its product is annotated as cephalotoxin-like protein. Bases 155 to 1417 code for a protein of 420 amino acids. NCBI's taxonomy places the organism in Eukaryota, Metazoa, Mollusca, Bivalvia, Ostreida, Ostreidae. The transcript has 2 exons. The record is from RefSeq and is a predicted model, not a curated record.
UGGCAGCUUUGAUGCCACACAGGUAAGCUUGAACCCGAUAAAUUCGAGCAGAGCGUGCAUUGGCGCGAAAACCAAUGUGUUAUAAAAAGAACUACAAGCAAAGCUAAGGAGUAUUUCGCCUGAGUGCGGGAAGGGACGUGGAAGCUUGAUAGAGAUGAAGUUUAUACUGACGACUUUUCUGGCUCUGGUCGUGGUUUCGGCCAUAUUUGCUCAGACCGGAAAUGAUGUUGCCGACCAAGGACUCGCAGCCGGAACGGAACUGGCGCAAGCAAUCGCCGACAAAAACUUCGCAGGAACAAUGGGUAAACUCGCAACGAAGGUGGGUCCGUACUUGGGAAUGGUGGGGCCAGUGAUUGGAAUCCUCUUCUCCCUCGCGGGGGCAAGUCAAGAUUCGGCCGAGCUGCAGUUCAUGAGAAACAUGUUGGCCAAAAUUGAAAACCGGUUCGACCAAGUAGACCAGCGACUGGAUGACAUUGCACGCAAAAUCGACUGGAACGCAAUUCGAAUCCAGUACUUCUCAUUCGAAAAGAAAAUUCUCCCCAUGAAAAUAGAACUGGACAAGUUCUUCAACGCCUCCAACAAAGACGAGUUGACCAGUUUCCAAAACACGUUUACAAACAUGUAUGAAUGCGUGUACGAGAACAGUGGCCAAAUGCUGUACGACCACAUCAUAUCGGGUGAGUCCACUUUCUCAAGUAAUCUUCUUGUGGAGGCCAUGCGCGCCAACGAAUACGACCGCAAGGAAAUUCAAGUGUUCAUGUUGGGCCUCACAAAACUCAUUCUUGUGGGGAGUCAAAUCGAAAUGGCAUACUACAAACUCAAGCAUCCGUCUUCUCUGGAUAGACUAAAAAUGAAAUGGACCGCUCAGAUGAAAAAACUAAGCCAGGCCAUGAACGCAGCCGACAGGGAGGUUAUGGGAAAAUACAGGGAUGUCGGCAUAAAAGACGCCAAGAGGAUUUUAACAUUCAACAAAGGCGCCAAAAACCAGGACGUAGCGAAAGCAGUGUACAGUAAGUUGAGCACUAAAUUUUACUGGAGAAACUGGUUUGUGGCUGUGUACGACGCCAUUGGAGGUAACAAUAAUCAUCAGGUGUGGGUAUGUAAUGGCGGCAUCGCCUUCCGACAGGACGGAUUCAAUUUGUUAGUGGCAAGCAAUUCGGAAAAUACAGCAGCACUGAACCAAAACACUGCUAAAAGUAUUAUCAAUGGCGCAUCUUUGGUGAAAAAAGGAUGGUGGAUGAAUAAAAAAUACCUGAAUGCCAAGGAAAUUUUCAAUGGGGUUACCACAGUCAGAAGCUGCAGCAAGUACUCCGGGUUUGGUGUGAUCAAAUCAAAUGCAAAUUUCCACGCUAAAGCUGAAAGUUCCCGACUUGUUACCAGCAAAAGAGGAUCUUACUUGUUUUUCUUGUUCCAUUAAAGUUAUCUGGUGUUAGAAUUUUUUUUAAUAAAAAUGGCUCGCUAAUAAAUGUUGUGUUAUGU